AUGGCUUCUUCUUCUUCUUCUUCUUCUUCUUCCUUGAUCCCUCUUCAAUCGAAGAAUUACGAUGUGUUCAUUAGUUUUAGAGGUGACGAUGUCCGCGUUGGUUUUCUCAGCCAUUUGCGUGAAGCUUUUAUCCAAAACGAAGUCAAUGCCUUUGUGGAUGAAAAACUUGAUAGAGGAGAAGAGAUCUCAUCCUCCCUCUUGGAAAUAAUUGAACAAUCACGCCUUUCUGUGGUCAUUUUCUCUGAAAAUUAUGCUUAUUCUCCCUGGUGUUUGGAUGAACUUAUGAAGAUACUUGAGUGCAAGAAAGACAUGAAACAAAUGGUUUUACCGGUUUUCUACUGUGUAGAUCCAACCCAUGUUCAAGAACUUACAGGUAACUUUGGAGCUGCACUUGCUAAGCAUAGGGAAGAUUUCAAGAACUCUUUAGACAAGGUGGAGAGCUGGUGCCAAGCUUUGAGAGAAAUUGCUGGGAUGGCAGGGUUGGUUUCCCAUAACAUUAAGCCUGACUCCGAGCUAAUUAAGGAAAUUGUCAAACACAUUUCAGAAAAAUUAAAUGAUGGGGUUCCAAGUGAUUCUUAUGAUAAAGGGUUAGUAGGAAUUGAUUCCCGUGUCAAGGAUGCUGAAUCCUUAUUAUGCCUGGAGUCUGUGCGUGUUUUAGGAAUUUGGGGGAUGGGUGGUAUAGGAAAAACCACCAUUGCUGAAAAAUUAUUUGAUCGAUUUUCUGGUCAAUUCAAUAGGCGAUGCUUUGCUGCAAAUGUCAGGGAAAAGUUUGAAAAGUGCGGACCAGAUGCUGUACGAAAGGAAAUCCUUUUUCAAGUAUUAGGAAGGGAAACUUGUAAUUUAGGUCUGUCCACCAGGAGACGGUUGUCACGAGAAAAAGUUCUCUUUGCUCUUGAUGAUGUGAGUGAUUCAGAUCAAAUAGAAAGUUCCAUGGGAAAUCCAGCUAUGUACGGUCCAGGGAGUAAAUUCAUUAUAACAAGCAGAGAUAAACAGCUGCUUAGGAACAUGGAGGCUCAGAUAUAUGAAGUUGAGAAAUUGAAUGACUGUGAAGCUUCUUGGCUUUUUGGCUUCCAUGCCUUCAAACAAGAUAAUGUAGGAAAAGAAUAUAUGGUGUUUUCAAAGAAGGCAGUUAAAUAUGCUCAAGGCAAUCCAUUAGCCAUUAAAGUUUUGGGUUCCAAUUUAUAUGGUAGAAGUGUGAAAGAAUGGGCAGAUGAAUUAGAAAAAUUGGAAGGUACAUCGGAUGAAAAAGUUCAGAGAAUAUUGAGACUAAGUUAUGAUGCUCUAUCUGCAUAUGACAGGGAAAUUUUUCUUGACAUAGUGUGCUUCUUCGAAGGGGAAGAUAAAGUUCGUGUUGAAAAUAUACUGGGUACCCCUGGCUCAAUAAUUGGAAUCAGUCGUCUAGCUGAUAUGUCUCUUAUUUCUAUUGCAAAUAACAAGUUACAUAUUCAUGACUUGCUGCAACAAAUGGGCAAGGAUAUUACUUGCGAGGAAAAACAGAUUGGACAACGUAGCAGACUGUGGCAUCCUAAGGAUAUAUAUUACCUGUUGACAAGAGCUGAGGGGACUGGAGCAAAUAAAGGUAUAUCGCUGGACAUGUCCAAUAUCAGAGAGGUGGAACUAAGUCCUACGGUCUUUGAGAGAACGUACAAUCUCAAGUUUCUCAAGUUCUACUGUUCAGUACUCAGUCAAAACAGAGUAAACUUCUCGGAAGGACUCAAAUUUCUUCCAGAUGAGCUAAGGUUACUGCACUGGUAUCAAUACCCUUUGAAAUAUGUGCCAUUGAGUUCAUGUGCUGAGAAUCUUGUUGAUCUUUGCUUGACUAAUAGCAAAAUUAGGGAACUUUGGAAUGGAGUUCAGCAUCUUGGAAAUUUGAAAUAUGUUAACCUCAGCUUCUCUAAGGAUCUAAUCAGAAUUCCAGACUUGUCUGGAUGCCCAAAUCUUGAGGUUCUUGAUUUGCAUACAUGUACAAGUUUGGUUGAAAUUCCCCCAUCUAUAAAAUUUUUGAGCAAACUUACUUCACUGUUUCUAACAAGUUGUGCAAGUCUUUGCGAUUUACCGAGCUUGCUUCAUUUGAAAAGUCUUGAGGUUCUUGUGGUACAGGAUUGCCCAAAAAUCAUAGAGUUUCCAGUGGUUCCAUGUGAUAUAAGGAGUUUACAUAUGGGUAGAAAUGCAAUAGAGCAAGUGCCCUCAUCAAUUGGGGGUCUCUCUCAUCUUUUUUUGUUGGAUUUGGGUUGGUCGACGGGGCUUGAAAGUCUUCCAGACAGCAUUUGCAAUCUCAAAUCUCUCAGAGAAUUUCGUAUCGGUCGCUGUGGGAACCUAAAGGAACUUCCGGAGAACUUGGGGAAUUUAGAAUCUCUAGAGAAGCUUUUAGCAGAUGGCUCUGCUAUAAAAGAAUUACCAGACAGCAUUUGCAAUCUGAAAAAACUUGCGACAUUAUCAGUUGAGAGAUGCGUGAAUCUCCUUGGUCUGCCAGCAAACCUGGGGAAUUUAAAGUCUCUAGAGAAUCUUUAUGCCAGUGGUACUGGUAUAAAAGAAUUACCAGAAAGCAUUUGCAGUCUGCAAAAUCUUGCAGCCUUAUUUCUUGGCAAUUGUGUAAAUCUGCAGGGUCUGCCAGAAAACAUUGGUAAUUUAGAAUCUCUAAAGGUGCUUCAGGCAUAUGGUACUGGUAUAAAAGAAUUACCGGACAGCUUUGGCAAUCUGAAACAACUUACAGUGGUUGACAUUUCUGACUGCGUAGUUCUGCAUGUACUGCCAGAGAGCUUUGGGAAUUUAGAAUCUUUGGGGCGUAUUACGGCAUCUGGCUCUGGUAUAAAAAGACUACCAUCUUUGACAGGGUUUCCUCUUCUAGGGGUGGCUAAUCUAGAUUUUUGUGGCCUGCUAGAAUUUCCUAGCACUCUUUGCCAUAUAGUGUCAUUGAAAGAAUUGUACAUUGGUGGAAAUAAUUUGGAGACAAUACCAGAUACCAUCAAAAAACUUUCAAGACUAGUUCAACUUGAAUUAAGUGAUUGCAUGAGACUAAAAUAUUUGCCAGAGCUUCCAUCUCUCAGCAUAUUAUCUGCAAAUAAUUGCACUUGUCUUGAAUCAGCAUCCUGUUUAUUCCAACUCCAGAGUAUUAAAGCUUUACAAUUUGGCAACUGCAUCAAUUUGGAUGGGGAUGAAUGUAGUAAAAUUGUGGACCAUUUAUUGGCAACUCCUCUUCCCAGAGGGAAGUGGUAUAUCUCUCUUUCUUUCUCCGUAUCAUAAGACCUUUUAGUGU
Molecule: messenger RNA, 3256 nt
Organism: Hevea brasiliensis (rubber tree)
Lineage: Eukaryota; Viridiplantae; Streptophyta; Magnoliopsida; Malpighiales; Euphorbiaceae
Product: disease resistance protein RPV1-like
Exons: 4
Coding region: 1-3243 (1080 amino acids)
Biological process (GO): defense response; signal transduction
Molecular function (GO): ADP binding
Source: RefSeq, a predicted model, not a curated record